AUCCAGUCGCGGAGUGGCGGAUGCAAGUCUUGGCGGACUUGCGCCGUGAGCAACGUUACUGCUGAGGGAGACGCGCAUGCGCCCUGCGCCGCAUUAGAGCAGACGUGUGAACGUGAAAAUCCGUAGGGUUUGAUACAUACGGUUUCGUUAGUGUGUUGUGUGAAGUGUGGCAUGGGCACGUGUGCGGGAUGCGACGACGCACGUCCUACGCUGGUGCGGAUCCGGCUGUUCGCCAGCGUUGUGUUGUGAAUGGGCCUCGUGUGCGGUGCUGGUGACAAGAAGUGGAAUUGGUACUGCUGCGGCUACUGCAGGUUGGGCAGACGAAAUUCCUAGGCCUAACGAUAUUCAACGAUUCAUCGAAAGAUGCACAGUGGUACUGCCGACAGACUCCGGAUAGGCAACGAAGUGAGGGAACUGAAACUCGGCCGCAGUUUCUCAAGCAGCUCCGGCUCGGCAUUCCAUUCCAUUAGGUACGACUUCAAGCCGGCCUCUGUAGAUACGUCCAAGUCUGCCAACGUCGAAGUGGGAGAGAAGAACCAAAUCACUGUGACUGUGCCGCACAUCGAGGGCUCCGGCACUGCGCACACGGUAUUCAAGGGCUCGCAGCGGCCUUACCAGCGGGAGUGUGUCCUGGUCGUCGACAACGUCACUGGCGAAGUAACCCUCGAGAGGCUCAGCUGUAACAUCCAGCUCAAGAAGACCAGAGCCGAAGGAAGCAGCAAAAUCCAGCCGCGGCCCAUCACCCCCAUCGACAGCGGCAGCAGCGGUGGCGGAGGAGGAUCACGCAAGCAUUCUCCGUCGCAGAAGCUUUCCCCUCCUCAGCCACAGACGAAUGGCAAGCACAGCUGGUCCUCGAGCUCCCCCAAUGGGCCACAUCAAUCACAGUCACAAUUGCAGCAGCGCUCUAGCCAACAGCAGCCAAGGAUCUCUCCAAGCCAACCGCAAGUGCAGCGUAGCAGCCCCCCUGGCAGCCAGAGCAGCCCUUCUAUGCCAACCCUGUUGACACCUAGGGAGGGAGGUGGCUCCUCAAGCCGUGCUCCUUCAGCAAGCAGGGACAGCAUGCCACUGCUGACCACUGAGACUCUCCAUGACGGCCAAGAAGAAGUUCCUGACGUGGGCGUGUUGUCGGACUCUAGUGAUUCGAGCAACUCUACUAGCAAGAGCUCUGCCAGCUCGGACUCCAGUGACUCUGAACACGAAGAUGCUCCACCGACACCACACAGAAACUCUUCCUCUCAGCCUUCACACUCUUCCAGGGGUCAUCAUGCCACAGUAAAUGGAACAAAUGGCCAGCACUCCAAUAAUGCUUCCCUCUCAAGCAUGCCUAGGUUUAGCCAACUGAGUGAAGAUCUGCGCUUAAGUGAAUCUGGCAGCGACAGCGACGACUAAGCACUCCUAGCCAACAGCAGGUAGUAGCUCCAAGCUACAUUAGCAUGAUUAAAUAAGUGGAAAGGGGCUUGCCUCCUUGAGGACAAAGAGGCACAGUCUCAAGGAGGUGAAAACACUUCGGCUCACGGCCAUGGCGCACUUCUCCCUGUUUUCUCUCACUCAUAUACAGAGCAGAGUGGGUACAACGAGAGAGACUGGCAGUUGCUUUUUCUUUCCUUUCCUACGUGUGGCACUGGGGAAGCCAGCAAGGCAAGCUCUGUGAAUGUGGAGCAGUGACUUCGUGUUCAGUUUCUGUGCGGUCUGUGUGUGCUUGGGCAAUGCAGUGUGUUCUCAUGUUGUUGUUUUUUUAACAGUGUGUUUCCCUCAUUGUUCAUGGAAUGUUUGAGCACAUUAUUUGUGCAUUAUUACCAAUGCUUUUACAGCAAUCUUCUUUUUUUUUAGUUCACACUUUUUUUGUACUGCAUUUUCUCCUCAGUAAUAAUAAUUGUGCAAAACAGAAUGAUGGGUGAGAGAGACUACUGCUGCUAUAGGUUAUUCACGUGCAUGCUGACGUGUGAUUGUGUGUUUUCUUGUUAUCAUUUGAUUACUGCAAAAUACUUUAUAUAAAAUAAAGAGAAGAGUUUGUAGGACUACAGAAUUUUGUCACAUACUAUUUACUUAAGCUUGAAGUGUUGUCACCAUUGUUUUAAUUUGCUCAUUGGAAGAGAGGCAAGUGAAUGCUGGCUGGGGCCAUUACUGCGUAACACAUCCACGCUAAUUUUUUGGUUGUUCGCUUUUUGUUACAAAUUUAGGUGGCCCCAGGCACUGCCAUUAUUGCUCACAUUGGCCAUUUGGUGGGAAUGGGUGUUGGAAAAAGAAUGAAAUAAAAGGAAAGAAUGACAUGUUUUGGACUAGAAUGUGCACACCUCAUUCGUUAUGACAAAUAUUGUGACAGACAUUUUAGUUCUAUGGGUGCAUAACUGCUUUGUGCAUUGUACUACGGGAGUAAUGCACCUUGCUCUCAAUCUAGUAGCGUUCUUGCAUUGUGCAUAGGAUGCAAUUGCAGGAUUAGCUUGGCAAGUUGUAAUGUGAUCCAUUGUCCUAUUUGGGACAGGCUGCACACCAGUUGAAAUCUGUACUGCAUAAUGCUCUUAUGGCAAUGCUCGCCUGCCAGGAGUCUUAUACUUAUCGCACAAGGUGGUUGAAGCUUGUGCACAAAGAUUGUAACAUUCUCCAUCUCAGAGUUUCAUACAGUACUACGUAUGGGGGUAGAAAUCCGGCAUCACCAUAUAUGCAAGUUCCUUUGAAGUGUACUGAGACACCAUGGGAAGGGUAGUAUAUUUAAGGUUCAGUUUCUUUAAACAUUACAUAACCUUAAACAGGCAUAAUGGCACAAAUAAAAACAUUUUAAAAAUAAAUGUUUGUAAAAUGAGUUGGGUCUCGCAUUCUAAAUUCCAUUAAUAUUUACUUUUUUAUUGACCCUUUUUUAUUGUGUGGACGUGAGUCUACCAGGGUCGUCGGUUGGAAUGUGAUUGGUAGAAAACUGGGUGGCUGCAAUAUUUUGGGGGUGGUGGUAGAAGAUCUUCAGAAGUGAAACAAGGUGGUUUGCCCAGCCUGGCUAGCUCUAUGACGCAAAUGAAAAAAAAACAAAUUAACGGCUCAUUAAUAAUCAGCCACCGCACAAUUUCCUGCAAUGAAAUGUCAUUCAGGCGAAUUUUAAGCUGAAGCGAAAAUUCUGAUGGCAAUUUCUUGUGCACUUCCGGUACUACCUGAGAUGAUGCAACAUGACGUUGCAGUACAGCUGUGCCUCCACUUUUGCAAACCACUGAGUGCGGAAGUUGGAGUUGUGAGUGGACGAUAAAUUGUCAAGCACAAGACAGUGCCAUUCUUCUUCCAUCUGGUCCAUGACUGUAUGCCAUACUUGGCGGCCAGUAAUGCACAGCUAGUGCUUGCUGUCAUGCUUAUGCGGACGUCCCACGUCAGUGAAAUGGUGAUGGCUGAGGAGUGAGGAACUGGAAAGCUUUUUGUUUGUACCAGCCUGGUUAUGAUCCUGUUUGCGUCAUCUAAGGAGCCUAAGAUAAUUGCUGCUUGCUCCUUUCCCAAGGAGGUUCUAACCGCUAGCCUUGCACACUUUUGCCCAAUAAUACCUACAUUUGCUGUGGCCCCGCAUUGACAUAAUAAAGCGAAAAAGGUGCAUUUCGUGCUAUUGUUAGUGGCGAUUGAACUAUUCAUUGCCACUUGCGUAUUCAAAAAGUCUUAAAGACGUGUUCAUCCGAAACAUUGGCUUAUUAGCACUCUCAUGGGCAGUACACAGCGCCAUUUUUUUUUUUUUUUUUCAACAUUGUGAUCGGGAGAAGCUCUGUGGUCCUCAACACAAGCUGCAAAAGUCCUAGUUCAAUGAAUUUGAAACGUCAUUGCAAAGAAUUCAAUCAUUCAAAUACACUUCCAUAAACAUGCCACCAGGUGGCCCUGUGAUGUCUUGCUUUUGUUUCUGCAAGUGUGUCGCCAUUGCAUAUGGACUAUAAGCCAAUGUGUGUCUAGUUCAUACUAAUGAAUAAUUUGCUUUGUGCAUUGCAUUACCUUAUGAAACGCUGACUUAUCAUGGCCUGCCACUGUGAACUAGAUUGCGUUAUAUUUUACUGCUUUUGUGCUACCUAUGUGAAACUGCUUUACAUUCGUGUCAAGUGUCAGUAAAGAAAAGAGUUGUAUUAGGAGUGACAAAGUUUAUAGAAAAGGCUACACGUGUUUUUUGAUUAUCAGGUGUUGCUCUUCCGUUUUUUCUUUUCUCAUUGCACAAUAAUAUUUAUUUCUUAUUUAAUGAAAGUGUUAAUGGAAGAGUAAAUCAAAGGAAUAGUUUUUGUAUUUCAUUUUUUUUUAAUUUAGGGAUUAGUAGCAUCAGCACGUGCAUUCUGUGACACUGCAAACAGGCUGGUGAUAACAUAACCAUUCCAGUCAUGAUUUAUGAAAGUGGCACAAGGUGAGUUGACAUUAGUCAGACGUCAUAUCGACUGUGAAACAUCUAUGCUGUAGACGCCACAACAGAUUGGAUGCACAGUUUUUGUUACCCUGCUAUGGGCGUGUACAAUACUGUUAGAUAUAUAUAUUAUUUUCUGAGUUGCAGAAUUCUGUAGGUAUGUCAUUGCACUAUGCCAGGGUAUCAAUGGCGUGAUCUUGUACACAAUCCAAAUAAGCACGGAGGUGUUCCAUUCUGUCGAGGUGCAUGCAAUUAAUCAGAUAAUGUCAUGGUGCUAAUCAAGGCUGACAUAGACCGAUUGCGUGAAGCUCGAUAGAACGGAACCCCUCUGUGCUUAUUUGGAAUGCGUACAAGGUUGCACCACAAGUGUCCAUUUUGCUUCGUACAAGCAUUCAGAAAAAAAAAAGCACCUACAUGAAUUUCAGCUCGGUGAAGGCAUUAUAAUAAGGGUAAAUGUUGGAGCUCACUAUUAAAUAUUUUUCGUGCCCUUCAGUGGUGCAUAAACUUGUAUUAUUUGCUUGGCUUUUCUUUUGUCUGGUUCACAUUAGCCAUGUCUUAAAAUGCUAACCUGUACUUCAGAAAGAGUCACAACUUUUUCUGAGUGUCAUCAGAUAUGUAGCAUGUAACAGAUGUAGCAUCAGAUAUGUAGGCUGUAAGCAUAGUGAAGAAGGGAGUGAAAAAAUAACUUACAUAACAUGAUAUUCUCGGUGACGUAAGAAAGUGUGCAGAUUCUUCCACAUGAUAAUCAACUUAAUUUUGCAUCAGUUAGCCUAAGGAGCUGCAAACAGAAACUACCCUCUUCUUAAAUGAGACAUAUAUAGCUGCAUAAUGUGUCACUUUUGGGUUAGCUGCUUGCGCUUGGCUUCCACACAGCCACCUGAUUUUUUGAACUCGGAUCAAGAGGAGGUCAAGGAAGGCGUGUGUUGUGUAAUCAUUCAUGUUAUGAAUGCAUUACUUGAUCAAGCAGUGAACUCUCCCUUGUGUUGCAUAAGCUGAGCAGUGUUUACAAGGCUGGAUUAUUAUAAAAGUAUAGGAAAGGUUACUUAGCAGCUUCAGCUAUGUUACUUUUGUGGAAAGGAAUACUUUUGGGUGUGUGGAAGGUGUCAUGCUUGAUGCUGCAUUUUAUAGUGCUUUCCUCAGUCACCAGUAAACUAAUUCGAUAACGAUAGUGCGUAGCUUAACUGUCUGUGGAAACAUGCUGCAGCAUAGCAUAAAGCAGAAAGUUUCCCGCUUUUUUUUGCAAGCUUAGCGCUGCUUACCAGAGCAGAAAACAGUCGUUCCUAUAAAACCUUGAUCACUAGAAAGUUGGUUCGAUGAACUUUUGAAACUUGCUCUUGUCACAAUUUAUAAAGGUUUUAAUGGUGCGACAUUGUCAUGGGAAAAUCCCAACCAAACGAAGUGCCUUUAUUAUUCAAGUGUAGUAUGACCUAAUGAAACCAAAAUGAGAAAACGUGGUAAGCAUUCCUAGCCAGUGCCAUGAAAGGGUGUUGGUUACGACAGGCACACACUUUGUUGUCAUAAAGGCGAUCGUUGUCACACCAUCGUCUGAUAACUCGUCUAAUGCACAUAACACUCGCACAUAUUUGAUCAGUGGCACAGCAUUUGUUGGUGCUACCGAUGGAUGCUUGUGAAUGUAAUUAGCUCAGCGUUUGGAUGGCAGUGCCUCGUUUGGCACCCUGUUGGCAUUCUAUUCUGUUGCUUUCAGAAUGUAGUCACAGGGUCCCUCUAGUGCAAAGGUAUCCCAAGGUAUCCCACAUCUUACAACCUAGUCUUCCUUGACGAAGACGUAUGUAGGGAAACAUUGAAGGUUUAGAUGAGAGGGCAGGACAUCUGGGUCGGUCCUUUCGUGUUUAAUGCACACAUUUGUGUCUGUUCCAUGAAAGUCCUUUGUGUGUCGUCUAGUGUGAUACACCAAGCUUCCAAUGCUAUAGCUACAAAAGAUGUGUGUGUCUUUGUCGUGAGUUGACAUAUCUUUUGUCGUGUGUUCUUCGCAGUUCCAUAAAUGAGGAAACAAUGACACCCUCCCCUCCCUAAACCUCUCAGUACUGUGUCAUACAAUGAGUGUGAGUUUCAAGAGUUGUCUGUUCUUUGACAUAGAAACCAUCGUCAGGCCUUAACACAACACAAGAGUUAAUUGUGGCCUUGCAAAACCAGCCUGUGUGUAGUUUGUUGAGUAAUUUUUUUCUUUGUAGCAUCUGCCAACAUUUUACCGCUAUUUCAGUUUGUUCAAUUUUGUUAUAAGCUGUGUACAAACAUGCAUUUACCUCAGCUGUUUGUCUAUCAAAGCACACAUAUUACUUGUGGGAAAAGUGCUACCCUCAGCCUGCCUUACGUUUUACCUGUAUUGUAUGUGUAAAGUUCAUUCCCAAGUAGCUACAAAGGGUGUUUUCUCGCGGGCAACAUCUUGAAAUCUUGAGGUCAAGAACUGCCCGUGCUUGAAAGCCUGGCUGAUGUUGGUGCAGACUGUUUCAAGAUGCUUGUUUGUAUGUCAAGGCAAGGUGUUUAAGUGGGACGUACUUGGAUGUUCAUCAUGGUAGCACUUUUUUUCUUGUGCAUAGUGUUAUUAGAGAAUACGAAUUGUGUGCUGCUGGCAGUUUGGAUUUCUUUUCUAUGCUGUCAAGUUGAGAAUACCCAAGUUAUCUGUCAUAUGCACCUGGUCAUUUGUUUGUUGAUUUUUGUCCAAGUCGUGUGAGUGUGUGCCAAGGCUUGUGGAAAUCGGGAAGAGGAGGUGGGUCGUGUAAGCUAGGGGAACUCGCUUAUAGUCUCAAAUAUUGUGAACUGCCGUAAAAUUUGCUCAAAGCAGCAUUCCCGGGAAUGUUGUGUUUUGUUUAGCAGCCCAUGGGCGGAAGAACAAUGCUAACUUGCCACAUUGCAUGGGAUACACUGAGUAAUGUACUCAAAAAGACAGAAAUGAAAGGGUAAAGGCACUUUAAUGUUUGGUAAGGAGUUCUCAUCUGGAUUAUGAUCGUGGGAUGAAUACGAUUAUGAUUCUAUGGCCACCUAUUGUCCUUGAACUGUAGAACAGUGCAUUUAUAGUUUAUGAGCCAGCAACCUCACGUACGAGCAGUGACAUUGGGGAGUGCACGCCUGUUGGGUGGCCACCGUACGUAUCCCCUUGGCACUGCCUAAGUUAUCUUGCAAAAGCUGCAAUUCUGAACAUGCAGAACCAGACAGGAAACUUUGUGCCGCUCAGGAAGCAUGUAGAUUUGAAUGGCAUUUCUUGCAAACACCGUUUAGGCUUUCUAUUCUGGUUUCAAUUGCUGAAUGGAAUGCACAUUUUUUUGCCAUUAUUGAAGUAUUUAGCUCGUAACGUAAAGGAACAUUACCUCAUGCUGCUGCCGUGCAUUUAGCCACUGUUCUUCCCUCAUGGACGGAUACAUGCAUGCGUCCAAGGGCUGUGCUGCGCUGUUUCUUUGUCCUUUUUUUUUUCCUACAUUCCUGCACAAGCCUGUGCUCCAAGAUUCUGCCUCCAGUAGAAUUUUGUGUCCAUGCAUUACCAGCUGUGAUGACUUAGCCUCGUCUGUGCAACGAGAUUAUGAGGUUCACCGUGAAACAAGAGGAAAGACUGGAAAAAAAAGUGCGAGAGGACUGACUGCAGGCAGCAUGCGUUCUUGUCUUGUGUUGCGGCUGCAAAAAAACUUACCAGAUGCGCCUCAUUUAAGAGUUGAGAUGUUGGCUUUCCAGAACUAGUCAUGUGGUUUAGAGUGGAGAGGGAGCAGCGGAGUUGGCAUUUGCAAACAAGAUUUUUUUUAAUCAUUAUUUUGCCUUCGAUCCCCACCUCACAUUAACAUUAUUUUGGUCUUGGUCUAUAUUGCAACAAUGUCUGCUUGGAGUGUGUUGAUUGUUGGCAGAAAAAAAAAUUAAAAAAAAAAACUGUGGACAAUAUUGCUAGUGCAGCUGUAACUGUUAGUGACCACUGUUGCAGCUGACAUUGCUGUUUUUUUCUUCUUUCUUUCCUUAUUCCUACUGUCAAUGAAAAUAUGAGCAUUGCAUUCCUUGUGCCAGUGUCGAUGCAAAUGCACAUAUGUUACACGUACUUGAUAAUUUUUGUCUGAGAAGCAGGGUGGUGAUAACAAUGAUACUCUUACCUCUUACAUUUAAAAAAAAUUGCAAUGUACUUGUUUGGUAAAUGCAAGCUGAAGCAUUGAAAAUGUUCUUUUCAUUUCUUUUUAUUAGUCAACACACUGGAAGUAAACCUCAAGUGUCCCAACCUUUGUAUCUGACUCUGAUGACCUAUGCAUUUGGCUUGGUUUCUUGAGUAGCUACAAAGUAGAUAAGAUGUUUUAUUAUAUAAUUAUUAUUAUUAUUAUUAUUAAAUAUACAAGUUUAAACUGC
This is a messenger RNA of Rhipicephalus microplus (southern cattle tick), 8677 nucleotides long. RefSeq lists its product as uncharacterized. The record is from RefSeq and is a predicted model, not a curated record. Lineage: Eukaryota; Metazoa; Arthropoda; Arachnida; Ixodida; Ixodidae. Gene Ontology annotation, molecular function: transcription elongation factor activity. Gene Ontology annotation, cellular component: super elongation complex. Gene Ontology annotation, biological process: transcription elongation by RNA polymerase II.